This is a messenger RNA of Dendrobium catenatum, 750 nucleotides long. RefSeq lists its product as uncharacterized. Bases 1 to 750 code for a protein of 249 amino acids. The transcript has a single exon. NCBI's taxonomy places the organism in Eukaryota, Viridiplantae, Streptophyta, Magnoliopsida, Asparagales, Orchidaceae. The record is from RefSeq and is a predicted model, not a curated record.
AUGCUGAAUUCUAAAGCUUUGGAGCUGGUUAGUCUAGCAGCUAUGAGACAUUUGAGUAGAAUUGCAUCCGACCAUUGUCCCAUUGUUUUGAAAUUAUUUCAACAACAGGUUCAUAAAUCCAGAUUUCGCAAAUUUGAGGAUGUAUGGAUAUCCUAUGCAGCGGCCACUUCUGUAAUCAGGAAUUUGUGGGCCAAAUUUAUAAGAGGUGAUGAUAUGGAAGCUCUAAAUAAGAAAAUGUCUAGAGUUCUUAAAGCCUUAUUUUUUUGGAGUAAGGCUAAGCAUCAAAAUCUGGAAGUUUUGAAGGAAAAGUUGAAGAAGGAGAUUGAAGAUCUACAGCAGGAAGAAGCUUCAAGUUUACUAUUUUCGAAUAGCGAAGUACUAAUCCUGAAAUCCAAAGUCAAUGAAUUCAACUUUACUCUUGUAAGGUUGAAUACAUGGUGGAAACAAAGAGCAAAAGCCAAGUGGAUGAAGGAAGGGGAGGUGAACACUUCCUUCUUUCAUGCAUUUGCGAAUGGAAGAAGAAAUGGGAAUUCUAUCAAGCAAAUAAGAAAUGAGGAUGGAGUAUUAACUGAAGACCAAGAUUGUAUAAGAAGAAACUUCUUUCAGUUUUUUUCCAAGAAAUGGAAAUACAGAGAUUGCAUUCUAUACAAUUGGCCUAUGAAUGAGAACAUCUUGAAACAUGAAGAUUGUGGAAUCCUGGAUGUUGAAUUGAAGCUAGAAGAAGUUGAAAAGGUUAUUAAUGAACUUUGA